Exophiala dermatitidis NIH/UT8656 is the source of this 2330-nucleotide messenger RNA. RefSeq lists its product as uncharacterized. Bases 1410 to 2003 code for a protein of 197 amino acids. The transcript is spliced from 3 exons. The record is from RefSeq and is a predicted model, not a curated record. Lineage: Eukaryota; Fungi; Ascomycota; Eurotiomycetes; Chaetothyriales; Herpotrichiellaceae.
CGUCGACAUGUAGCUGAGUUCACUGAUAGGACUGUCUCGAGAAUCUCCGGCCACGUGGGUGGGCACGGUCUGUGAGAGUGAUAGAGUUCGUCCUCUUUGCUUGCGAAGCAACAGUGCGCUGAACGAUAUCGGCGGUUGAGAUAGGAGAUGACCCUUGUGGACUGAUGGAGAAAAGCUAGCUCGGGUUGGGAAAAGCAGCUGGAAGAACCCAUGAAGCCUACUAUUUAUUAACGGGGCAUGCCUCCCACGGGUUGACGUCCAUUGCUUUUCAUUGACAGCCUUGCCCUCUCAUACCUGCUGGUCUUGAGACUUCCCUGCGAGCUUAUGAGCUCAUGACUGGCCAUGUCGUGAUACGGGCGCAAAAGAGGCGGCAUCAACAUCGUCCGUCUACCUAGGCAGGCCGAGGCUAACUUGCUGGUAGACGCCCAUUCAGUUGACCACAAAUCUGCUCGUGGGCAGUUAUGAUCAGCAUUAUUCCGUAGGUUGCUACGGGGACUGUCCCAGCUGAAACGCCCCCAAGCUCACUCAGGCCCCCGGGAUGGUGGUGCAGUUGAGCAGGCUGGAUUGGUGCCACGAUUUGACUCUGUUCUCCGAGCUCUGACGCGGCCUCUUGUCUGAGUGGAAGAAGCCCUGGUCCCAGGCAGGUGACCACAUUGACCGUCACAACUUGAAGUGGCAAACCAGUCGAACGCUGACUGCAGGCGAGUGUCCGUUGUCCGGACUCGGAGUCGCGGCGGAUGCGCUACGGCUGUGGCGGAAGCCUUGUCGUUACGGGUGUGACAGCCUGGACAUGAUUGGCGAACAGCUGUGGCUGGAGCCUCAGCCGAGCCAGAAAGCAGUUAGCCAGCCUUGGCUGUCAAAUCGGGCUGGCACUUGAAACCAUGACGACAUUUCGAUCCCUGUGCACAUCGGUUGAGGGUUCUUUUUUCUUGUUACAUUGUACAGCCUGUAUUUCUCGAUCUUUAUGCCAGCCAUUCAUCGAGGGACACCGGGCCGGAAGAACUGUUACCCAGAUGAUCUGCUGGCUGGCUUCCUGACGAGGCUCAGUUCAGCCUGGAAUCAAGGAAUGACAAAUGCCUGAUGUGGCAUAGUCGCCUCGAUUGCACCCGCUUCUGGCGGAACAGUGACGCAGCCCAUGUCCGCAGCCGAGUCUCCUUCCCCAGAAGUGAAGUCAACUAUGACCCCCGUCGCCCUUGCCGUGACAACUGCUCGCCGGUUGACACCUGCAGGGUUCACUGAACGGGCAGCAGCUGUGAGGCAAGCCUGAGGUAUAUAUACGCAUCCAACUAACAGCUGCUGUUUUUCUGAUUUCCUGUACCUUUGCACCUCCACGAGACCACACCCUGUGCAUUCCCAAUCCAAUCCCAUCCAAGAAAUCCAGCCACCAACCACUUUCAUCAACCGCCACGAUGCUUUUCACCAAAGCCCUCAUCUGCUCCCUCUUGGCCGGUGUGCCAGCUCUGGCCCAGGCUCAGAGCAACGCCGUUCCUUUGACCAGCUCUCUCCCUGGUGCCGCGAGCAGCGUCCUCUCGUCUCUUUCCAGCACCGCCAGUGCAGCCGUCUCUUCUGCCACCGACAACUCCGCCAGCAGCUCCGUUUCAUCCAUCACUUCCGCAGCAUCAGAGUCCGCCGCCGCAGCCUCGUCCUCCCUCUCGUCAGUUGAAUCCUCGGUUGCAUCCAGCUUCGACUCGGCCACCUCUGCUUUCAGCAGCAGCCUUUCAAGCCUCAGCUCUGCGGCCGCCACCGGUGCCUCUGGAGCAGCCUCUUCUCUCUCUUCACUAAGCUCUGCCGCCAGCUCCGUGUUGGGUAGUGCUUCGAGUGCAGCUGGCAGUGCCUUGAGCAGUGCAACAAGCAAGGCCUCGUCGAUUCAAAAUUCGGCAUCGUCAGCUGUCGCUUCCGCCACUGGCUCUGCUUCUUCUUCCGGCAACGUUGCUCCCGCCCUGCCAACCGCAUUGACCGGCGCAGCUGGUGCCGCUCUUCUGGGCCUUGCUGCCUUGUUGUAAAGCGUGACUAGCGAUGGACAAAUGGAUAAUCAUUACGAGACCACUCUGGUCAACAAUAUUGAGAUUGAACUAUGGUAUCGGAGUUCAAUGAGUCCUUGGAUGGAGGUGGUGGACAUGAGUUGAGCUCUACCAGUUGUGCUCUGCAUAAAGCUCGGAACAUGGAUUACUGCAAACUUAGGUAGUUUUUCUGCGAAAACUUUCCACCGGUCAACAAUCCCAUAAUUGUGCAAACUUUUGAACAAGGUCAAUGCAUUUUUUGUUGAUCGAUCCAUCAUCUCAUGCGCCUGCCUAACCAUGUCUGAUAUCUGCUAGCACUAGCCAGUGUAG